This is a messenger RNA of Sarcophilus harrisii (Tasmanian devil), 5554 nucleotides long. RefSeq names its product family with sequence similarity 186 member B (gene FAM186B). NCBI's taxonomy places the organism in Eukaryota, Metazoa, Chordata, Mammalia, Dasyuromorphia, Dasyuridae. The transcript is spliced from 8 exons. The record is from RefSeq and is a predicted model, not a curated record. The coding region runs from base 2145 to 4781 and encodes 878 amino acids.
AAGCAACAACAAAAACAACACUGCAAGCAAUCAGAAACAAAGAAUCCAAGAAUUAAGCUACCACAGUUAAGAUCAUAUUUUCUUUACUAUUGAAGCCACUGUCUAACAUCCUCCCAGUCAUCCUCUCAACUGCUACCGUCAUUGAAACCUGUCAUCUAGGAUUCCUCAUUAUCUCUCACCCCCUAUAUUCAAUCAUUUGCUGUCUCCUCUUGGCACUGGAUCCCUAUUAUAGAAGGAGUUAGACUUAAAUACAUUAGGGUAAAAACAAUCAAAACUAAUUAAUCAAAAGAAAACCAUUAAGUGGGAUACAAAAUUAAAUAAUCUGACUUCUAAUUGGCAGAAAGAUUAGGGACUUUAAGAGAUGAGUGAACAAGUACAAUUUUCUGAAAUCAGAAGAGAGACCCUACUUCUCCCACCUGUCUGUAAAAGGAACAUGGAAACAAUAAUUGAUCAGUAUGGGGUCAAUUUUCAGAAAAAAAUAUAUGGGUGUUUUGAGAUGUAUAACUGUGAGAAAACUCCUUUUGCCUUUCCAAGAAAUUGGAUUAUUUUCUAUUUAUUUUCUAUCCUCAUCUUUCUUUUAAGUAACCAAUCUUGAGUGAUUUUUUUUUUAAUGUAUAAAAAGUCUGUCUCCUUCUGUAUUCGGAGACAGUGUCAUACUGAGAAAGGCAACUGGUCCUGAUUUGUUGAGCAAUUAGCAUCCAUUGCUUAAUAAAUUGAUAUAUUUGGAAUUUCACAUCUUUAUUUCCUCAGGCAUUUCAUCUUUCAGCUACCACAUCUCCCCAUUCCCAUCCUUUUUCCAUUCAUCUGUCAAACUUAUGUUUCCAAAGGCCAGGUCUGACCAUAUCAUCUCUUUAUUCAAUAUCAGAUAUAAAAUUCUGUUUGUCUUUUAAAGCCCUUCAUAUUGUGGUCUCUUUCUGUCUUCCCAGGUUUCUUAUACCUUAUUUUCCCCCACCUACUCCAUGACUCAGUGACACUGGCCUAAUCUUCUGUUCUUUGCACAAGACACUCCAUCUCCUGAAUCUGUUUUCACUUGCUGUCUUGCAUGUCUUGAAUUCUCUACCUACUUUUUCUCUGUCUCCUGCCUUCCUUCAAGUCUUAGCUAAAAUCUUACCUUCUAUAGGAAUCCUUUCCAAAGUCUCAAUUUCAAGAAUGCUUCCAGGCUAGUCAUAUUCUUUAGACUCCAUUUAUGCCUUUUUGAGUGGGCCUUCUCCCCAGCUUUCCUUUCAGCUUUUAUAUUUUAUCUUCCCCAAUUAAAUUGUGAGAUAUUUGAGGGUAUGGACUAUCUUCAUUUUUGUAUCCUCAGCAUUAACACAGUGAAGACCCUGUAUUAAUACUAAAUUAAUUUUAAUAAAAUUGAUUGACUGAUUAGGUGAAGGAGUAUUAGAGACAGAACAGACUUGGCUGUGAUUUUGUGAGCUUCUAAGGAGAUUUUAGCCCCCUUUCUCUAGUUCAAUUAAUAAGUAGAGCACUGAUUCUGUGUUUCUCAAAGUGCAGCAUGGGUGUCAGAGAAAUAGCUAGCAUGUCAGAGAAAUAGUCAGCCUCCUACAAAAGUGAUGAUGUCACUGCAUCUGAGGGUCAGUUCUGAGAAUCCUGACAUGAAUGGAAUCCUAUGUCUGGCAGUUACAGGAAAAACUGCAGUAGAGCAAGAAGCAAUUUUAUAAAUAUUCUUAUAAAAUCUGCCACUGGUAAUAUUUUUAUUUUUUUGUGUGAUUCAUUUACAUAAACAAGGCUGCCCAGUUCUUCCUCCCUGAGAGUCCUCACCAUGACAGAAGGUAGGGCCAAAAGGGAUCUCAUUGGGAGAGACUGUACUAGAUAUCAGCCACUGGUGACUCCCUCAACUGUAAAGGCAGUCAUCUCAAAGAUUGAAACAGCCCAGCUGAAGCGAGCUCAAGAGAGAUCCUGGGAGGAGAGGCAUCCAGAGCCUCACACCAACCCCAAGUGCUGAAGAAUUGGUUGUUGUAAGUCCCAGUGUGAAUCUUCUUCCUUCCUGCCCUGGCCUAUAGGACAUUUCUAUCCAGCUUUCUGACAUUUUGGGCAAUGUCAAUGGUGUCAUCAAACGCUUCCAAGAAGAUUUAGGAUCAGAUCUGAAAGAAAGCAAAAAAAGUCGAGGGGAACAAGAGAGGGGCAAGAAGAGGUUCAUCUUGAUGGAGAAAAUAGCCUCUUUCUCAAAGGCUGCUGAGACAAAAGAGAGGAACCUCUAUGAAAUCCUCAACUGGAUGAGUGACUGGGGUGACAGUUUGUCUUAUGAAACCAAACCUAAGGAAUAUGACAAACAAGAUGAAUGGGUGGAAGUCAUGGAGAGGGUGCUGCCACUUUCUCUCAUUGCCACAGAGGGCGGCAUCGAGUCUUUGAUUUCCCUUUGUUCUAAUCUGAUUGAAGACCAAAAGAAAAGAACCAUAAGGCCCAAAGGAAAUUUUUGGAAAGUAUGGAAGGAAAAGAUUUUACAUAAAUCUUCCAUCCCACUUCAGCCUCUGAGCCCAGAGCAGAUGCUUCAAGAUGAAACUACCACAAAUACAAAGAUAGCUGAGGUCCGGGCCAUGCUUCAGGAGCUCUUGGACUUUGCCAUAUUCAACAAGGGAGAAAUCAAAGCCAUCAAGUAUAUAUCUACUAUGGUAGAGAAUCUUAAUCAGGCCUUGAUCCUUCAGUUUCAAGAAAACCACAAGAUGGAAAUCCAGUACAGAAUCCUAGAAGUAGAGAUGUCAAAAGAGAUAAACAAACAAAAGCUCCUCUUUCAGAAGGAGCUCCAAGUCCUUGAGGACAUGAAGAAUGCUCUAGAAAUACAGGUGCAAGUAUCAGAGCAGAAAUACCAACAACUUCUCCAGGAAGAAACAACCAUGAGAUACCAGUUGCAAAUGGGUGGAGGUGACAGGGACAGAAGAGACUUCACUGAAUGUGUUUCUAGUCCCCUAAAAUCUCAGACUUCUCAAAAUAUGAGCCUCCCCACAACUGAAGAAGGACUAGAGACAGAAAUGAAACAGAAGCCUGAGGAAAUGGUAGGACAAUCAUCCCUGGAAGAAAAAGAGGAGGAGGAAGAGAAGAAAGAAGAAGAGGAAAAAGAGGAAAAGGAGGAAGCAGCUCAGCUCUUUUCAAACACCCAGACAAAGGAUAUGGAUGUUGAUAUGGGGGGUGACUUCACACCUUUCUUGAAGCAGCUACUUCCAAAAAUGAACUCGUACCCUGAACACUCUGAAGACUUAGGUAUCCAUGCUGAAAAUGCCAUAGUUUCCAAGUACGAGGUCACUGCUUUGAAACCUACAGGCUUCAGAGGCACAGAUUACAUAUAUUCUGAAAAAAGAGAAGAGGUAGCUAAAAAUGCAGUCUGGAUCAAUGUAGAAGAUUCAGAUGUGUCCACAGAAAGCUGGGGAGACCUGCCAACUAAAAUGUCUCCAAAAGAGAAGACAGGCCUCUCACAAGAAGAGCAAGCAGAAGAAGAGAGACAUUGGCAAAAAAGAAGGAAGGAAUGGCAGGCAGAAGAGAAGAGGUGGCAAGAGCAGCAGAAAAAGUGGAAACAACUAGAAAGGGAACACAAAGAGAAACAGCGGCAGUGGAAGCUGCAGGAAGAAGAGCUGUACAAGAAGAUGCAAGAGUAUAUUGAUUAUAGCUUCUUAAUGAAGCAGAGAAGGGAGCUAGAUGAGCAGAAGCUGGAGCAGAACAAGGAGCCUUAUAUGUUCUUGUCACCAACUACAAGGAGAGAGAUGGAAGUGAAAAGGGUUUACCAGACUCAAUUAGCAAGGGAGAAAGUCCAAACAUCUAUGAUCUAUGAAUCCCAGCUGCCCUCAGUCAGGACCUUUGGAUCCCAGGGGGCUCAUCAAGGAUCCAUGAAAAUGGGGCCCUUUUCCUGCAUUGGAAUGUCUUUUAAAUCUUUUCCCUGUCCCUUUCCCAAUAAAUCCAGCACUUUUGAAAGACUGAUCUCUCUACCAAGGGAAAAGAAGUACUAUUUGGAUGUUCUGGCUCAGAGAAAGAACUUGUUGCUCUUGAAUGAAGCUGCUGAGAGCGUGGGCCUUCCUGUUCACCUGCACAGUCUGGCCAGGAAGCUGAUCAUAGAAACACUCUAUACUAAUGUUGCCAGGUUCUGGUACCUGAUCCAUAAAUAUAGCACCUAUAGGAUGUUCCAGUGUUUAAGGCAGGAAGUAAGCAACCAUAUAGAAGCCAGACAAAUAGCUGGAAAUGUCGAUGAUGCACAAAAGUUUAACAUCAUUCUGGAAAAAAUUGACAUGUGUGAGAGCCGCAGGCUGCAGAUCUGGACAGAAAAGCAGAAAGUUCUGGAGCAGGACAGAGGAGAUUGUCUGGAGCAAAUGAUGUCCUUAUUCUCCCAGCUCCGAGAGGAAUGGGAUCUGAACCUGAGUGCUCCAAUUCUCAUAACUACUUUAGAGAAGCAGAAAAAAUCAGCAACAAUAACAAUACCAAAGAAACACACCUAUUUCAUCAGGGCUGGCGGAACACAUCCCAAACAGCCUCCAAUGACUAAGCGUCAGGAGUAUCUUGAAUUUCUGAAGAUUGCUCGACAAAGAGGGAUUGAGAUAGAGUCUAUCUGGAAGACAGCGCUAUCUACCUCCAGUUAUCCAGUACAAAAGAAGACCCCUGCAAGUGUUAUAUGGUCCCAGAUUGGUGGGUACCCAGAUUUUCCUCGGAUGGUGGAAUUAGAUAUCAAUUCCCCUUGCCACAAAUGCUUGGAAUUCCUAAGAACAAGAUCACCAACCAUUUUCAAAAGAAAAUCCACCGUUGACAGAGACAAUGAACUCAUUGAUGAGGAGCCAACUGAAUCAGUGUCUGAAAUCUGAGCUAAGAAAAGAACAUAGAUAGAGAUAUUGGACGAUGUCAGAGAGAUGCCUCUUCCUUCUCCAAAUUCCACCACUUUGAUCCACUUUGAUUUGCUAAACCUCCUCAAACCUAUUCUUGUACACGCUUAAUGAAUAAAAUAGAUUUCUGUUAUUUUCUUCAUUUCUUCACUGAUUCCCACAUUUCCCCCAAUUAAUUUUAAAAACAAAGGCUAUGGCUAUUAUGACUGCCCCAUAAACAGUACAAAGACUUUAUACUCUAUAAGUACAACUUAGAGAGAUUUACUAGAGUAUGGGCUAGAAAUUGUCUGAGGAGAUUUGCCCAAGUGAGGUUUCUCUCUUCUGAGAAUUCACACUUUUAUUAUAACUGAUGAUAGAACCUAAGGUGUGGGCAAUUACAUAAGGAGAAAAAAAGCAUAGUACCUUCAAAUAGAAAUUGAAAUAUCAAUAGCAAAUUCAUAUCAGAUGAAGUAUAAUGAAGCAGAAGCUAAGGGUGAAUCCAUUAUUAGGAUAGAGAGCAAGAGGUAUGCAAGAGGUAUAGCUGUGGGACGUUCAGGUCCAAAUGGGGUUGGGUCAGGGAAGGGGUAUCUGCAGCAAUAAGGAAGCAAAUCUAGGAAGGUUUUCUAGAAGCAACUUCAUUUUUCUGGUUUUCAAUCUCUUUUAUCUUUCUGCCCUUACACCCUUCAAAAUCUAGCUCAAACUCCUCCAUAUAUCCCAUAAGUAAACCUGGCUCCACUUACUUUGAUCAAUACUACUCUCUUCAUACCUCUAGCUUU